Molecule: messenger RNA, 1943 nt
Organism: Cryphonectria parasitica EP155
Lineage: Eukaryota; Fungi; Ascomycota; Sordariomycetes; Diaporthales; Cryphonectriaceae
Product: histone deacetylase
Exons: 4
Molecular function (GO): histone deacetylase activity
Source: RefSeq, a predicted model, not a curated record
CUAACCCAGGCCCCCUCACUGGCAACCUUUUGCCUUGGUAGUGCUACCAAUGAUCCCCUCCUAAGAUUUUCAAUAAUUUCUUCUAUAAAAUUCAAUUUGGCCACGCAGGCAUUCUACAACACCGUACUCCCAGUUCCAUCGAAAACAAUCCAUCCUGUGCAUUGACAGCAUUCUUCAUUGUCGCUCAUUGCUCACAUAUCUUGGAUUUCUAAGGAGAAUUACUGAAAAUGGACAGCUCGUCAAGAGACAAAGAUCCUGCGGGAGUCGAUCGCUCUCGACCCCUCUACACCAAAUUAAAUACAACCAAGAAACAGGUUGCAUACUUCUACGACUCCGACAUUGGCAAUUAUGCAUAUGUUACUGGCCAUCCCAUGAAGCCUCACCGUAUUCGACUGGCACACAGCUUGGUGAUGAACUACAAUGUGUACAAAUACCUCGAGGUUUACCGUGCGAAACCUGCUGUCGUCAACGAGAUGACGCAGUUCCACACAGACGAGUACAUCGAAUUCCUCCGGCGAGUCACACCAGACAAUAUGGAUAGCUACAUGCGCGAGCAAACCAAGUACAAUGUCGGAGACGACUGUCCUGUCUUUGACGGUCUCUUCGAGUUCUGCGGCAUCAGUGCUGGAGGGUCCAUGGAAGGCGCCGCUCGCCUCAACCGACAAAAGUGCGAUAUCGCAAUCAACUGGGCCGGUGGACUGCAUCACGCCAAGAAAAGUGAGGCCAGCGGCUUCUGCUACGUUAACGACAUCGUCCUCGCCAUACUCGAGCUCCUCCGCUAUAAGAAGCGGGUCCUGUAUAUCGACAUCGAUGUUCACCACGGCGAUGGUGUCGAGGAAGCCUUUUACACCACCGACCGCGUCAUGACAGUCUCCUUCCACAAAUACGGCGAGUACUUCCCUGGCACCGGCGAGCUUAGAGAUAUCGGUAUCGGUGUCGGGAAAAAUUACGCUGUCAACUUUCCUCUCCGCGACGGAAUUACCGACCAAACAUACGAAACAAUCUUUGAGCCUGUCAUCGAAGCCGUCAUGACAUACUACCAACCCGAGGCUGUUGUACUCCAGUGCGGCGGAGACAGCCUGUCUGGUGACCGCCUCGGCUGCUUCAACCUCAGCAUGCGUGGACAUGCCAACUGUGUCAACUUCGUGCGCAAGUUCAACCUUCCUACCCUUGUCCUCGGCGGCGGUGGGUAUACCAUGCGCAAUGUCGCGCGGACCUGGGCUUACGAGACGGGUCGCCUGGUUGGCGUUGAGAUGGACCCCGUCCUGCCCUACAAUGAAUACUACGAUGCAACGCUAACUAUGGUGCAGUACUACGGUCCCGACUACGAGCUUAAUGUGCGCCCAUCAAACAUGGAGAACGCAAACAGUCCCGAGUACCUCGAAAAGAUCAAGAAUGCCGUCAUCGAAAACCUCAAGAAGACCAUUCCGGCCCCAUCUGUCCAGAUGCAGGACGUCCCAAGACAAGGCAUGAACGUCAUGACGGACGAGGAUGAAGCCGAGCUCGAUGAUGAGGAUGCAGAUAACAACAAAGACGUCCGCAUCACCCGGCGCAAUGCCGACAAAAACGUGGCCAGAGAUGACGAGUUCGAAGAGAGCGACGAUGAAGACAUGGACAAGGCCGUCGGCAUAUACCAAACGAACGGCAAGAAGCGCCCUAUCACGGAUUACAAGAACCCCUACGCUCAAGAGGACUAUGAAGACGUCGUUGACCGUAAUGGGGACAAGCCACCAACCCCGCGCGCCGACGCGCCCACCGCGGCGGACGCCGAGGAUGGGGACGAGACCAUGGAGGACGUCGGCGCUGAUGCAGUUGAGCAGCCCGAGCCUGAGGUCGAGAAGGCGGCCGAGAGCACUGCCGCACCUCAACCAACGGAUGCUGCCGCUGUUCCCGACAAGGACGGCGAUAUUGACAUGGCAGAAGCUGAGGCGGAAACGGCAGCU